Jatropha curcas is the source of this 1339-nucleotide messenger RNA. RefSeq names its product Calcium-dependent phosphotriesterase superfamily protein. The record is from RefSeq and is a predicted model, not a curated record. Gene Ontology annotation, cellular component: endomembrane system. Lineage: Eukaryota; Viridiplantae; Streptophyta; Magnoliopsida; Malpighiales; Euphorbiaceae. Gene Ontology annotation, molecular function: hydrolase activity.
GGAAAAAAAAAAAAAAAAAAAUCAUCAAUGAAGAAAAGAAGCCAUGAGCAAGAACUUGAUAGUAGCUACAGCAGCAGCAGCGGUAGUUGCAUUCUUCGCCAUCCUAAUAACCAAUCCCAACAAUAUCUUUGCACCACCUCCAAUACCAUCGUCUCUUGAUCGUCUCCACUACGCAGAGGUCGUUCAUGUCACUGGAGCUGUAGGACCGGAGAGUCUGGUCUUCGAUCCUAAUGGAGAAGGACCUUACACUGGCGUCGCGGAUGGUAGAGUUCUCAAAUGGCUUGGAGAUGGCCGUGGGUGGCUUGAUUUUGCCACCACCACUUCUGAUAGGAGGGAAUGCAUUCGCCCAUUUGCACCAGAAAUGGAGCAUGUGUGUGGAAGGCCAUUGGGACUGCGAUUUGAUAAAAAAACUGGAGAUCUCUACAUUGCUGAUGCCUAUUUAGGUCUUCAAGUAGUUGGUCCAAAUGGAGGUUUGGCGAGACCAGUGGUCACUGAAGUUAAAGGCCACCCCUUGCGCUUCACCAAUGAUAUGGAUAUCGAUGAGCAAGAAGAUGUGAUUUACUUCACAGAUACAAGCAAAGUCUUUCAAAGGAGGCAAUUUAUAGCAUCCGUCUUGAGCAAUGACAAGACAGGUAGAUUACUGAAGUUCGAUAAAUCAAGCAAAGAAGUAACUAUAUUACUAGAAGGCCUUGCAUUUGCCAAUGGUGUAGCACUGAGCAAAGACAACUCCUUUGUGCUGGUGGCAGAAACCACUACUUGUCAAGUUUUAAGGUUUUGGCUUCAUGGUCCUGACGCUGGAAAGGUCGAUGUUUUCGCAGUGCUUCCGGGAUUUCCAGAUAAUAUCAGAAGAAACUCGAAAGGAGAGUUUUGGGUAGCUUUACAUGCCAAGAAAGGGCUUUUUGCAAAGUUGGUUCUUUCUAACUCAUGGAUUGGAAAGACAUUGUUAAAACUUCCACUUAGCUUUAAGCAACUGCAUUCACUGUUGGUAGGAGGGAAACCUCAUGCAACUGCUAUAAAGCUGAGUGAGGAUGGGAAAAUUCUGGAAGUUUUAGAAGAUUGUGAGGGAAAGAAAUUGAGGUUUAUUAGUGAAGUGGAAGAGAAGGAUGGUAAGUUGUUGAUUGGGUCGGUAUUGAUGCCUUUCCUUGGUGUUUAUAAUUUGCAGUAAAGAUGCUCACAUAUAUGAAGGGAUUUUGUGUAAUUUGCAUUUAUUGCCUAGUAAGUGAAACCCCAAUUGUUGUGUUUUAAAUGUUUAUGCUCUGUUUGGGAUUGAGUUAAAACUGUCUUUCAGAAUUAUUUUUUCCAUGGUAUUAGAAAGUUCACUAAGUCCUUUUGAGGAAAA